Molecule: messenger RNA, 1005 nt
Organism: Caenorhabditis bovis
Lineage: Eukaryota; Metazoa; Nematoda; Chromadorea; Rhabditida; Rhabditidae
Source: the annotation of a GenBank genome assembly
AUGUUUUCAAGCGGCACGACGAACAUUGAACAGGAAGAGAAAAAGGCAUUUCUUGAUAAAUCAACAAGAACCGCCAACGAGCUGUCUGCGGACGCGUCGAAAAGCCGCAAAUCGACCAAGACGAGCGUUGAGAAGACGAUCACCGCGCCGCGCGGACCCAAAAUGAGCGACGGUUCCGAGUUCGAUACGGGACCAUAUGGCUGGAUAUUCUCAAUAAUGUACCUUCUCAUCUUAUGGGGCAUCUGCAUCGCAUUCUCAGUGGCACUCGUCUCAUUGCAUAUAAAAAACAUGCAUCCACAAUUUCCCACCUAUUUCGGUGACGGCUCGUUUAUUGGAGGAGUUCCUUUGGUGACAUUCGAUCCGAACCCGAAGCGGUUUUUGGAGAGCCGCCAGAAUUUGAUGAGCUUCAACAUUUAUGAUUUCUUCUCCUAUCGUAACCUGCUCAUUCGGUACAAGCAAGUGCUCAAAACUUACACUGUCGAUGAAAAAGAAAGUAGUGGGAAGAAGGAGUUGUGUCGGACGAAGAAGCUCACCGAGACGGAAGCGUGCAAAUUUGAUCGUGUCACAAAUUUUGGCGAAUGCGUCUUGGAUGACGACAAUUUGGAGCACGGGUUCGGCUUCAGCAAAGGCCAACCGUGUCUGAUGCUGAAACUCAACAAAAUUAUUGGAUGGUAUCCGUCGUUUUUGAACAAUUCGAAUUGCCCAAAAACGAAUCUCUGCUGCGGCGAGGGCAUCAAAUUCGUUUGCGAGUCCGACGAUGAUGUGAAUUUCGAAUACUAUCCGAAGACGGGAAUCCCGGCGUGCUAUUUUCCGUAUGCCAAUCAGAAGGGCUAUGAGCAACCGUAUAUGAUGGCGAAAAUUUCGAAUAUCACUUUUGACAAGGAGGUGUCGAUCACGUGCUCGCCGGCUCAUUCGAGCCUCAAAAAAAUGGAGAACGGCAAAGCGAACGAGCUUCGCUUCACGAUGUUGAUGUCGAAAAUGUCGCCGACCGAGGCGGUUGCCUGA